AUCUGCUUUCUUUAAUUCUCAUGCCAGAUAAUUAAGCGGCAAAAGUAGAGUUUAAUUCAGGAGUUAGACUAAAAUAUGGCAGUUUUGUUUGCUCUUGCUCUUGCCCUUUUGGUUUUUCCGAUUUCUUCUCCAGCGGGUGCGCUGAGCUUUAACUAUUAUGAUCAUACUUGUCCUCAGCUCGAGCAUACAGUUAGCAGUGCCGUCAAAAAAGCAAUGGAGAAUGAUAAGACAGUUCCAGCUGCACUGCUCAGAAUGCACUUCCAUGACUGUUUUAUUAGAGGUUGUGAUGCUUCUGUGCUCUUGGAGUCAAAGGGAAAGAACACAGCAGAGAAAGAUGGACCUCCAAACAUUUCAUUGCAUGCAUUUUAUGUCAUUGACAAUGCAAAGAAAGCUGUAGAAGCUACAUGUCCUGGUGUGGUCUCUUGUGCUGAUAUUUUGGCUCUAGCUGCAAGGGACGCAGUAGCAUUUUCUGGAGGACCCAGUUGGGACGUGCCUAAAGGAAGAAAAGAUGGAAGGAUUUCAAAAGCAAGCGACACAAGGCAAUUGCCAGGUCCCGCCUUCAACAUUUCUCAGUUACAGCAAAGCUUCUCCCAAAGAGGACUUUCCCUCGAAGAUCUUGUGGCUCUCUCAGGGGGUCAUACUCUUGGAUUCUCCCACUGUUCUUCAUUCCAGAACAGAAUACACAACUUCAAUUCAAGUCUGGACAUCGAUCCAACGAUGAACCCAUCUUUUGCGGCCAGUUUAAGGAAUGUAUGCCCAGUGCACAACAAGGUUAAAAAUGCAGGUGCUACAUUAGAUUCUUCAACAGCCAUUUUUGAUAAUUCAUACUACAAACUACUUCUCCAAGGCAACACCCUUUUCUCAUCCGACCAGGCCUUACUCACUGCACCAAAAACCAAGGCAUUGGUUUCCAAAUUUGCUAGUUCCCAAGAAAAUUUCGAAAAGGCCUUCGCCAAGUCCAUGAUCAAGAUGAGUAGCAUCAGUGGCGGCGGUGGGCAAGAGAUUAGGCUAGACUGUAAAAUAGUUAAUUAGGUGAUUGAAACUAUCAAACAUUGAAGACUUCCAGUGCUUUCUUUUUGUGUCUGAUUUUGUAUUGAGGUUGUGCUUCUGUUCUUGUGGGAGUUCUUUUCAGGCCGUUAAAAUGAAUAGCAUUGUUUUCAUUUCUUCUAAAUCUAUGAGGUUUGAAGUGUUAUGUUAACUGUAAAGUUAAUUUCACUUGACCACAAGACUAGAACAUGAGUCCAGAGUUGCAUUAUUGUAUUUAUGAAAUUAGUGUUCUGGCUA
Molecule: messenger RNA, 1284 nt
Organism: Ricinus communis (castor bean)
Lineage: Eukaryota; Viridiplantae; Streptophyta; Magnoliopsida; Malpighiales; Euphorbiaceae
Product: peroxidase 64
Exons: 4
Coding region: 76-1032 (318 amino acids)
Biological process (GO): response to oxidative stress; hydrogen peroxide catabolic process
Cellular component (GO): plasmodesma; plant-type cell wall
Molecular function (GO): peroxidase activity; heme binding
Source: RefSeq, a predicted model, not a curated record